AUGGCGGAAGGACGCAGAGAACAGCCGCCUCAUCCUCUCCUCUCGGUACCACCGGCCAGCAAGCGACCCUGCCUUCGCCCUGCACCCCGAGGUCCCGGGCCGGGGCCCGGCCACGGCAGCGGGUUACCCAGCUCCCGGUAUCGUUCUCCCGAGUCCCUUCUGGACUGCGCUGCUAAAGCAGUAGCGGAAAAGUGGGCCUUCGAAAGAGUAGAGGAGCGCUUCGAGCGGAUCCCGGAGCCCGUCCAGCGCCGCAUCGUCUACUGGUCUUUUCCCCGCAACGAAAAGGAGAUAUGCAUGUACUCUUCGUUUCAGUGCCGAGUCGCCGGGGAGGAAGGUCCGUCUGCGGCUCCCGGUGGGGCUGGGGGUGCUGGUUCCGGAGCUACAACCACUGGUGGCGGUGGAGGAUCUACCGCCGGUACAACAGCUACCGUUGGGGCAGCCGGGGCAGUGGGGACGGGAGACGGACUGCCUUUCCGUCGGGGUAUCAGACUGCUAGAAACCGGCUGUGUGGAAAACGUUUUACAAGUCGGAUUUCACCUCAGUGGCACGGUGACCGAGCCGGCCACUUCGUCAGAGCCAGAGGUCACCCACAAGGUGGCCAUCAGCUUUGACCGCUGCAAGAUCACCUCUGUCACCUGUGGCUGUGGAAAUCGAGACAUAUUCUACUGCGCACAUGUGGUGGCACUCUCACUAUAUCGGAUUCGCAAGCCUGAACAGGUGAAGCUACGGUUGCCUAUCUCAGAGACAUUGUUCCAGAUGAACCGAGAUCAGCUACAGAAGCUGGUCCAGUAUCUGAUCACAGCCCACCACACCGAGGUGCUGCCCACCGCUCAGAAACUGGCCGAUGAGAUUCUCUCCUCGAACUCCGAGAUCAACCAGGUCCACGGUGCCCCAGACCCAACUGCAGGUGCCAGCAUUGACGAUGAUAACUGCUGGCAUCUGGAUGAAGAUCAAGUCAGGGAGCAAGUCAAACAGUUUCUGUCCCAGGGAGGAUACUACGGCUCCGGAAAGCAGCUCAACUCCAUGUUCGCUAAGGUGCGAGAGAUGUUACGAAUGCGAGACUCCAACGGAGCCCGAAUGCUAACGCUCAUAACGGAACAAUUCAUGGCGGACCCCCGACUGUCGCUAUGGAGACAACAAGGCACGGGAAUGACGGACAAGUGCAGGCAGCUCUGGGAUGAGCUGGGUGCAUUGUGGGUGUGCGUGGUGCUAAAUCCUCACUGUAAGAGUGAGGAGAAGAGUGGCUGGUUGAAGCAGCUGAAGAAAUGGGGGGACAUGGACAUCUGCCCUCUGGAGGACGGCAACUAUGGCAGCGAGCUUCCGAACAUUACCAACGCUCUGCCGCAGAGCAACCUAGCCCAGGACUCUCUGUCCAGGCCAAGGAGGACUGUGUUCAGUCGGGCCAUCGAGGCCUGCGACCUCCACUGGCAGGACAGCCACCUGCAGAGGAUCAUCAGUAGCGACUACUACAUGUCUCCGUCCUAUCAGAGAGAGGGGGAGAGCCUGCUGUUCAACCCACAGGGUCUGCCGCUUUGGCUAGACCACGUCCCAACAGCAUGCGCUCGCGUCGACGCAUUGCGUUCACAUGGUUAUUCCAGAGAAGCCCUACGAUUGGCUGUCGCCAUCAUCAACACGCUCCGCCUCCAGCAGCAGAGGCAGAUGGACAUCUACAAACACCAAAAGAAAGAACUUCUUCAGAGGGGUGUAACCUCCACCACCAACCUGGAAGGCUGGGUGGGCCACCCAUUAGACCCGAUUGGCUGUCUGUUCAUCACGCUCACAGAAAUGUGCCGCAUUGAUGACGACAACACCAUGGACACCGGAGACUGUGACCCCAGACCUCCAGUGUACCACCAUGUGCCAGUGUGGGGCAGUCCAGAUGCAGGGGAGUCUUACUUGACUCUGGCCUUAGAGGUGGCUCUGAUGGGUAUGGGUCAACAGAGGAUAAUGCCCGAGGGACUGUAUGCACAGGAUAAGGUGUGUCGUAAUGAAGAGCAGAUUGUUGCAAAGCUUCAAGAACUGGAGCUGGAUGAUCUCCUGGUUCAGACACUACGGAAGCAGGCCGUACAGCUACUAGAAGCUGGCCCGUUCAGCGGUCUGGGUGAGGUCAUCCACAGGGAAAGCGUUCCAAUGCACACCUUCGCCAAGUACCUGUUCUCUGCCCUGCUGCCACAUGACGCAGACCUGGCUUAUAAAGUGGCUCUCCGCGCCAUGAGGCUGCCGGUGCUGGAGUCAUCGGCGGGCUCUGGGGACGUCGGCCACCCUCAUCAUGGUAUCUCCAUAGUUCCGAGCAGAUAUCCUCGCUGGUUCACGCUGGGACAUCUGGAGUCACAGCAGUGUGAGCUGGCUUCCACCAUGCUCACUGCCGCUAAAGGGGACAUGUUGAGAUUGCGGACGGUGCUCGAGGCUAUCCAGAAAAACAUCCACUCCUCUUCCUUAAUCUUUAAACUGGCCCAAGAUGCCUUUAAGAUAGCUACACCCGCAGACAACCCUCCUGAUAUAACCCUGCUCAACGUGGCACUGGAGCUCGGACUGCAGGUGAUGAGGAUGACUCUGUCCACUCUGAACUGGAGGAGGAGAGAGAUGGUUCGCUGGCUGGUAACCUGCGCCACUGAAGUUGGUCUGCGGGCACUGGUGAGCAUCUUACAAAGUUGGUAUACUCUGUUCACACCCACUGAAGCCACCAGCAUAGUGGCGGCCACCGUCAUGUCGCAUAACACCAUCCUGCGCCUCAGCCUCGACUACCCCCAGCGGGAGGAGCUUGCAAGCUGUGCAAGGACCUUGGCCCUGCAGUGUGCCAUGAAGGACCCUCAGAACUGCGCCCUGUCAGCUCUGACGCUGUGCGAGAAGGACCACAUCGCCUUUGAGACGGCCUAUCAGAUCGUGAUCGACGCGGCGUCGACGGGUAUGACCUACUCGCAGCUGUUUACCAUUGCGAGGUACAUGGAGCAUAGAGGAUACCCCCUGCGCUCAUUCAAGUUGGCCUCGCUGGCCAUGACACACCUUAACCUGGCCUACAACCAAGACACUCACCCAGCUAUUAAUGAUGUGCUGUGGGCCUGUGCGCUCAGCCACUCACUGGGGAAAAAUGAGCUCGCAGCUAUUAUUCCGCUGGUGGUGAAGAGCGUGCACUGCGCCACGGUGUUGUCCGACAUCCUACGGCGGUGUACUAUGACUGCGCCGGGUCUUGCGGGCAUUCCCGGGAGAAGGAACUCUGGGAAGCUGAUGUCAACGGACAAGGCACCGCUGCGACAGCUCCUGGACGCCACGAUCUCGGCGUAUAUCAACACCACGCACUCUCGACUGACACACAUCAGUCCGCGGCACUAUGGAGAGUUCAUAGAGUUCCUGAGCAAAGCACGGGAGACUUUUCUGCUGGCGCAGGACGGCCACAUUCAGUUCGCCCAGUUCAUAGACAACCUGAAACAGAUCUACAAGGGCAAGAAGAAACUGAUGAUGUUGGUCAGGGAGCGCUUCGGCUGACCUUACCCUCCUCUCACAGAGACCCUCUUCUUGGGAAGCAGUUAAACUUAUGUUUCUAAUUUAAGUUUUUGUUUAUUCUUUUUACGUAUUUUGAGCCAUUUGCUGACUGAGUUUUUAUCCUGUUGUUCUGUUUCUUGAAUGUGAACCAGGAAGUGUUUGCAGUAUGUUGCUCUACUUCACUAAGACUGCAAAAGGGGGAAAAGUUUGAAAUGUCACCUAAACAAAAAGAGAGAGAAAGUAUUUUGCCCUCCGACUGAUGUUAAAUUUAAUGUAAAAAAAAAAAAAAGGAAAAAAAGUCAAAAGAAUGUGAUGAUAAAAGCAAAAGAAACUUUUGUUUAAUGGGGGAAAAUAAUGAUAUGAAAACCAAAUGAUUUAGCUGCAUGUACUGAAGAUGCUUUCAGCUGGAGUUAAGAAGAAGAGGUUUUCAAAGUGCAAGAAAUGUCAUUCCAAAAAAAAAUUAACCACUGAGGUCAAAAACACGCGUAGUGUUGCUGUCAUACCUCGACUGUACUGUCAGCUUUAACUUGAUCAGAAAUGGCCUCUUGUUUCAUUCAGGGCAUUUUAGACUAGAGAGGACAGAAUACAGAACUACACACGUGGUCUCGCUGUAGGAGAAGUUGGUACUACUUGCAGAUUUAAAAACCUUCACCUGCUGGUUUCUAAAGAAUAUCUUUAAUAGGAAGACCAACGAUGCUUCACAGGGUGUGUGUUUUAUAAAUCCAGAACUCUGAGAGUGACGUUCAGGCUGCUUUAGCUGAGGUAGGGUGGUUGAGUCUCCAUGUACACGUCUAUAUAUAAAUACAGUGUAUCUGUUAUGCCCUCCUAUAAGCUUAUUUACAGUGAUAAAAUACAACUGUGAUAACUGGUGGAGUCUCAAUAUACUCUUCAGCUAUUUGUGGCCAAAACCUUUUAAAUGUGUGAGACUCCAGGGCCCACUUUUCCAUCACUACAUUGAGAUUUAGUCGGCAAGUAAUACCAAUCAAGCCUCUGCUUCAUUUUUAUCACUUAAAAACAAGUUCACCUUCUUGUGUUUAUGCAAGGAAGUGUUGGAACCUGUUGGGGACUUGUUGACUGUUAGUCCCUUUUCCAUCACAAGAACCAGAACUCAGAUGUAUUCUCUCAAAGAAAUGCUUUCCUGGGUGUGUCGUGAUGCUGGCUGAAUAAUCAGUAAAACCACAGAAUGACACUGUUGAAGGGAGAAGUUUGAGGCCUGUGGUCACAUGUCUUAACCAACAAAAAUUCACUGCAUUUCUAGCAGAUGUCGCCAAAGCAGUCUUAUUAAGUUGGGCCUAGAAAAACUUGCAGCGGUUUUCUUUGGCAUCAUGUCUCAUGGUGAAAUUUUGGUUUAGCAUCUGGUUUUUACUUGCUCUAAUUUAGACUGGUUUAACUGGUUGGUUAGGUAUAGGCACCAAAAUCACUUGUUUAGGUUUGGGUUAAAAUCCCCACUAACAGCACAUGAUGCUAAAGGUUCUAUACAGGACAUGUUGGGAUUAAGACAGUGUGUGGCAACACUGUUGCCUGUUGACAGCAUGUCUUUGAUGUGUCUGAGCUGCUGGAACAUGCUUAGAUUUGUCUGAUGAUGUAGUAAGAUAACUUAUGUUAUUCACCAUUUAAUAUAGUGUUCAGUUUGUGUGCUGUGGCGAUGUCUACACCAAGCUGUGUUAGGAAGCAUUGCCAGUGGUGCUGGAGCAUAUCCUGGCUGUCACAGGGCGAGAGAUGGGGCACACCUGGACAGGUCAUGCUUGCAUUCUCACACAUUCAUACCAGUUUAUAGUCACCAGCUGACCUAACAAGGAUGUCUUUGGACUGUGGGAGGAAGCCAGAGCACCCAGAGAGAACCCACACAGGAACAGGGAACACAUACCAUAUGCAAAUAUGUCAGUGUGCUGUUAGCUUAUUUUGCUGCUUGGUUGUCAAAAAAAGACACAUUUUAUGACAUUUAUGACAAAAGAUCAUGUGUAAGGUAACAGGUAUUUGCUAAUUCAUUAGCUCAACCAUCUUUAUAUGUCAAUAUAGACUAUUUAUAUGGGACUAGCCAUGGCUAGUCAGAUGGCUAGUCCUGUGGUUAGCUUAAGUGAGGAAUGCAUUCAUUUGUAAAUGGAUGCUGACUAAACCUGACUAUGCACAACCACUUUGAUGGUCUU
This is a messenger RNA of Archocentrus centrarchus (flier cichlid), 5627 nucleotides long. RefSeq names its product zinc finger, SWIM-type containing 5 (gene zswim5). The coding region runs from base 1 to 3483 and encodes 1160 amino acids. The transcript is spliced from 16 exons. Lineage: Eukaryota; Metazoa; Chordata; Actinopteri; Cichliformes; Cichlidae. Gene Ontology annotation, cellular component: Cul2-RING ubiquitin ligase complex. The record is from RefSeq and is a predicted model, not a curated record.